AUGGCCACACAAGUCGACUACCCUCCUUCAUCUUCCCGCCAAGGCGGUUCCCACGCAGCGAUUGACACCAGAUUACCCACGGAUAAGAAAGGAAAGGCCGUAGCCAAGACCAAGGAAACCGAUGCGACGGUAGGAAACGAGCCCAGCGGCAUCGAGGAGACACGAAAGGACAAGCUUGUUCGAAAAGAAGUCGACGCUGAAGGCGAUCCUAACAACGAUGUUCGAUCGGUCUCGCGUCGUGACAAUGCUUCUUCUCAUCACUCACAAGAUGAGGAGGAUUCUUUUGCAAGCUCGGGAGACUCUGAUUCUGAAGCUGAUCCUAACGAGGACGAAUCAUCAAUCCAGGUGAGGAAGGAAGCAAAACGAAUCAGGAAGGCUGAGCUCUAUAAAAACCCCGAGGCGAAAAAGGAACAUAGAGCUAAGACAAAAGCACGCAGAGAUGCGAAGGAUCAACAAAGAAAGGUACAAAUCGAGAAUGAAGGGAUGCGCGGUUACACUGAGGCACGCAAGGCACGCAAGCCACCGCCUCCACUCCCGGCAGAAGUACAGAAGGUCUGGAAGGGUCUGUAUCCUAUGGUGAAAUCCUGGUGGCUAAGGGACAGGAACAGUGAAAGGAUUCCUGAUAGUCACCAGAAGGCAUUCAAUCAGGCUAAUGGGAAGAUUAGAAAGUACAUCGAAGGCGUCAUAUCGUCACCUGGACAAAAGAAAGCCGCUGAGCUCUUCAUGGCUCAGUGGCCUAAGAAGAAACUACGUGAGAGGCGAGCUUUUGUCGCUUAG
Alternaria atra is the source of this 777-nucleotide messenger RNA. RefSeq lists its product as uncharacterized. Lineage: Eukaryota; Fungi; Ascomycota; Dothideomycetes; Pleosporales; Pleosporaceae. The transcript has a single exon. The coding region runs from base 1 to 777 and encodes 258 amino acids. The record is from RefSeq and is a predicted model, not a curated record.